Molecule: messenger RNA, 517 nt
Organism: Paramecium sonneborni
Lineage: Eukaryota; Ciliophora; Oligohymenophorea; Peniculida; Parameciidae
Source: the annotation of a GenBank genome assembly
UAUAUAUAUAUAUAUCUUAAUUAUGGAGAAAAAGAAUAAAACCAUUAAACAAAAAAGAUAAGUAAAGGAAAAAGGAAUAAUAAAACAGUUGUUGUCAAUUCAAUAGAACAUAUUACAAUAGCAAUUCCGGAUUCAAUUAUUUCUAAUGUUAAAUCAUCUUAAUUGAGAUGUCUCAAUUAGCAAAGAUUUUGGCAAUCUUUUAAGUAGAUGAAGUCAUUAUUCUUAGAUAUUGUUCAUAGUAUUUCUGUAUAAUAAAUUUAGUAUACCUAAAAACAUAUAAUUUCAUUUAUCUUUUAUUGUUCAUAAUCUCUAAUAUUUAAAAAGUCUAUAAUAUUUGAGAAAGUAUUUAUUUCCAAAUCAUUUUGAUCUCAAUUAUGUUUAACUUAUGAAUCCUUAUUAAUCUAUACAUCAUUUAUUAAUAGAAUAGAUAUUUUCAUAUAUGUUAGAAAGACUAACCAAAGAAGAUAUAUCUUGGGUUAAAAUUGGAAUUAAACAAUAAGUCUUGAUUAAUUAAUGA